Pocillopora verrucosa is the source of this 2988-nucleotide messenger RNA. RefSeq lists its product as uncharacterized. The record is from RefSeq and is a predicted model, not a curated record. Lineage: Eukaryota; Metazoa; Cnidaria; Anthozoa; Scleractinia; Pocilloporidae.
CUUGAGUAAGCCGUAAUGGAGGUGGAGAUACCAAUUGAAACAGAACCAUUACUGGGGCAGGAGAUCAUUUCUUCCAGUUUGAAAACUGAGGAAAUGCCUAGUUCCCUUCAAUUGGCGGUAGAUAUUUACGAUAAAUCAGUGCAAAACACUGCUUUGGAUGUACACGGAGACUCAAUUGACGGACGAUCGAGGGGUCGGUGUUGCAGGAUCUUUACAAAAUUCAAGUUUGCUCUCUUUGAUUCCCACUGGCCCUUGUCUUGUUUCUUGGCGGUUGCUUUCCUUGGUGUUUGGUUACCUAAGAAGAACAGAUCUCUUUGGUCGCUUACUUUUAUACCGAUCUUUCAUAUGCUCUUCGGCUUGGGGGCACAUCUGUAUUUCAUUGUGUUGACAAAUGACCAAACGACUUGGAAAGUUCACAUUGGGUCGAAAAUGCUACUCACAUCUCUAUGGAUAAGCGGUUUUUCAUCGUACAUCCUGGCUUUGUAUUUCUUCAGGUAUCAGUCACAGGAAUGGAUGCGAGAUCUGAACAAAAUUCAACAUCGAGCCGUCAACGUGGGUCUGUUUACUGGUUUGCUGCUUGUGUCAUGGGUCCUGUUCUUCGACGCCCAUUUUCAAGUUAUUUUUGACUUAGACAACAUUAAAAAAGCCCUCACCGAGAAUUGUCCAAGUACAAAAGUUUGCAAAGGUAUUUGGUAUCCCCUUGUUACUUCUAUAUACUGGGGAAUGUAUUCGUCGAUCGCUGUUUGCUGCGUGUUUUUCUCCCUGUGCCUCUCGAUGACGAACGAUCUCGCAAAAGGAUACCUUCGCUUAGCUAAAUGCACUGGGGAUGUUCGGAAUGCUGUAAUAAUGCACAAGCAAGUGCGUGAUGAAACUGAAAAACGGAUAAACAGCAUGCGUGUCUGGUUUUUAAUUCACACUCUCUUUUACCUGGUGGUGUUUUUAGCCAGUAUUUUCGACUGGUGGGAAGCGGCAAGAGACUCGUUAAACUCUGUGGUCCAGUACAUGGCUCAAAUCUCUGGCACGCUAGUCGUGGUGUACAAAUUUUUCUUCCCUUUCUUGUCGGCGAGUUACGUCACUUGGCACGAGUCCACACUCGUGCAAGACUUGAACGACAAGACAGAUUAUCUUCCUGGAGAAACCUUCCACUCGAGGCAAGAUUUAGAAGUGUUCCUUGCGCAGAGCAGGAGACGUGGUUAUGGAUUUCGCCUGUUUAAGAUACAAAUUACCAUAACAAUUGCAAUAUUUUCUUUGCUCGGAUCUGGUUUUGGAUUGUUACACACCUUUCUUUUUUUAGAGUAAAAUUUUUUUCGACGCUUUUUAGUCGUGGAUACACGAAGCGUAGAAUCGACUACUGUUAGGGUUUAAGAAUUUGCAAAUUUAUCACUCAAUCAGAUGUAAACAAAUCGAUAUGUCAACGGCAGACCAAUUGAUAUCGAUUUUCCGAAAUAAUACUGCAACGCAUCUAUCGACUUUCCGAAGUAAAUGCCGCGACGUUGAAAUAAAAUUCGACUUUUCAUAGAGAGAGUUUCGAUUACUACUCGUCGCAGUCAGCACAUGUGUAAGCGAGUCAAAUCUGUUUGAAAGACUUUUAAAAGGUGUGACUAUGAGUGUAGACGCUGAAUGCGAAGAGUCUUUGACUCCUCGAGACGUUUGCUCGUCGAUCCCCCAAGCUCACAGGGGGUUUAUAAAUAGUGAUCCUUAGCUCAAACUUGUGAGGGAACCUAUAGAAUCUAUGAGCGCUCAUAUCAACAUACGUAUGAAUUAAACGUAAGGUUAAACAAAGCUCUAAGAAACAUCAGUUGCACAACUGAUCAGUCCGUAAUAUCCAACCAAAACACUCCUGUGGCUAAGCAGAACGAACCGCAGCAAGGAGACUUAUCUGAUGAUAACAGCAAUCAUACUAGAAAAUUACAGGAAGGACGAAGUAGGUCAAAGUCCAGUCGUAUUAGCAUAGGCGUCCGCCGUGAUCGAGAACCAUCGAGAUUACCGUGGAAGAAAAUUCUGAACUUAUUUAACAAGGCUAAAGCAAUAGAGAGGUAUGUAAAGUUUCAUAUUGUGCAUGGUGAAUCACAUUCGUCAGCGUUGAAAACGAUUUUAUCGUUUGAUUACCGUAAUUAUCUUAAAACCAGACUGUGAAGAGGUAAACCUGUUGGAAUCUGUGAUUGUUUCGAUUAUACUCAAUAAAUACUCGUUGUCGCAUUCAUUUACUUUAUUCUCUUACUUUCCAUUUAAAGGAAAAGGUCAACUGAAAAUAGAUCACCAAACGCUAACUGAUUUGAUGUACUUAGAAACUUAACAGGAUAUUGAAAAGCCAAACAGUAUAAAAUGAAUUUACGCACCGACAUUAGCGGCACUAGUUCCCAGGAGAAUAUCUAACCACGUGCGUUCACUAACUCAAUUAAUCAUUAACAUUACAAUUUCCUCAAAUGUGAUUGGUGCAUCACCUGCUUUAUAUCUCACUAGUCACUCUGUAUAGUUCUAAUCGGAAAGUGUAAUCGGAUAGUUGAAGCAGCCAAUCAUACUCAGUCUACUCAGCUAUAUCCACCAAUCACAGAAUUUAUCACAAUAACCAUAGCAACAAGCACUUACCCUGAAAAAAAAAAAAACUGGGAAAUUUCCAAAUGUUUUGCUUUAGACGUUGUCUCUACUGAAGAUGUUUGUCCUAAAUGUUUUUUUUCCUGAAAUUGUAAUGGUUAUGAUUGAUUGGUGACAGGACUUUGUGUCGCCCAAUUCUGUCUGUAAUCUUACUCGUGAUUGACAGAUCGGACUCCCGCUUCGCGGUCGUCCGAUUUUGUUAAUCACUUGUAUGAUUACAGACCGAAUUGGAUUCCACUCGGUCCUAUUAUCAUUAUUAAUCGUUUACUAAUCAAGUUUCUUAUAGUGUAAUAUGAUAGAUUAUGACGUCACGGUAACAGAAUCACUCGUGCAAAAGGUUCAAGGUUAUAUUUUGCUAUUGAUUAUGUUUAUAUUUUCAAAAAAAGGACUGCA